AUGUCCUCCACGCUAGCGCCGCCGCCGGCGCCGCAGUGCUACGCGCGACUCGCGUCUCGUCGCCGCCCCCCACCCCCCACCAGUAGAUCGCGGCUCGCUGCCCCUUCGCAACCGCGCGCAUCUCCCGUCUCCUCCUCCGCCGCGCCUUCCGUCGCUCGUUCCGCCACCGCGCAUACCCAUGGUUCCCGUCGCUCCGCACUCACACCCGCUCCCGCCUCCACGGCGCGCCCAUCGGCGCGGCGCGCGUUGACCUCCCCCGCGGCGGUCCUCGACGUCCCUUCGCAGCGCGCCUCGCCGGCAGCGUGCCGUGCCGCUGCCGCCAGUGCUGCGGAUGGCGCUGACGUGGCAGGGCGGCUGAGCGCGGAGGAGCGCGAGGCUGUGGGCAGUGCUGACGUGGCGAUCAUAACGAACGGGCCGGGCGAGGUGGCGGCGUGGGUGGCGCCCGUCGUGGCGUCGCUGGCGCGCCUUUUCGGCCCCGACCCCCGCCGCCUCCGCAUCUCCGUGCGCGCUGCUCUCCCCCCCCUCCUUCGCGCCAUGCGAGUGCCACGCUCGAGCCGCGGCAUCCUGAACGCGGUGCUGCUGGCUCGGCGCCUGCGGUACCGCUGCCUCGUGUACUCCGAGGAUGCUGCCCGCUGGCCCUGGCUGGUGGACAUGAGUGCGCUGCGCUCGCCCGUGCUGCUGCCCGCCAUCCCGCCCGCCCUGCUGGCCGCCCGCCGCGCCCGCGUGGUGGGAGACCUCUUCCUCUCCGCCGUCGCGCAGGGGGUGCAAGGGGGGCAGGGGGCGAGGGGCGCACAGGGGGGAAGGGGGGACGAGGGGCGGAGAGGGGAGGAGGAUGAGCAGGGGAGCAGAGGAGAGGGGGAGGGCGAGGAGCGUGAGGUGGUGGUGGGGCUGCUGCCGGGAAGCAAGGACGUGAAGCUGAUGAUCGGAGUGCCCUUCUUCCUCUCCGUCGCCCAUGCACUCAACACCUGCUCUCACGGUCCCCGCAUACGGUUCAUCCUGCCUUUGGCCCCCACGGUGCAGCCGGCGUCGCUAGCACGCUUUGCCUCGCGGCGCCACAACACGCUCAUCGGCCGCCACGCCUGGCUGCCCGCGCGCCUGCUGCCCCCCGCCCCCCCGGGCGCAGGGGGGGAUGCACGGCCCUCUCCGCCAGGGGGGGGAGAGGGGGUCGGGUGGGAGUAUUUAGGGAAACUGGUUGCCGGGGAGGAGGAGGGGGAGGGGGGAGACGGGGGAGGGGUUGAAGGGGAGGAGGGGAGGGAGGGAGGGGAGGGGGCGAGGGGGGGUGAGGGAGUGGAGGUGGAGGUGUGGAGAGCGUUUCCCUCGUAUGCUCUGCUCUCGCAGUGCUCCCUCGCCCUCACCACUGUGGGCACCAACACUGCUGAGCUGGCAGCACUGGGAGUGCCCAUGGUGGUCGUCCUGCCCACUCUCUCACUGGAGCUGUUUCAAGGGGGGGCAGGGGGUGUGUUGGGGUUGCUGCCAGCACUGCUGCCAGCGGGGCCAGCAGCAGCGCUCACUCGCUUCCUCAACGCCUCGCUGCUCCGCUCGCUGCCCUUCCUCGCCUGGCCCAACCGGUGGGCGGGGCGGGAGGUGGUGCCGGAGGUGGUGGGGGAGGUGGGGCCGGGGGAGGUGGCAGCGGUGGCAGCACGCCUGCUGGGGGACGCGCCUGCACUGGACGCCAUGGGGAGCGCGCUCAGGCACGUGGCAAGCGAGUAUGGGGGGGGCAAGGAAAGUGCUGCUGGGGAAGGCGAGGAGGAAGGUGGGGGGAGUGAUGGAGGGGAGCGUGGUGAGGGUGCAGCGGAUGCAAUCGCAGACGCCAUGGCGGCCCUCACCGUCGCCUCCUCUCUCCCCGCGCGCCUAGCUCCGCGCGCCGUCGCGCGCACCUCCGCUCCCGCGUCCUCCCGCGCCGACACUGGCGCAUGCUGUCCUCCUAUCCGCGCAUCCAGCCUCCGCGUGCCCCGCACUCCUCAGACCAUCACUCGGCAAACGCGGACUCCGCGAUUGGUCGUUGCGGCUGCGGGCGACAGGGCGGCGGUGGACUGGGCGGCGGUGCGCACGACGGACCAUCUGACGGUGGGCGACUGCAUGUCGGCCGGCAAGCUCGUGUGCGCGCAGCCCUCCACCACCGUCGAUCAAGCGCUGGAGCUGCUGGUGGAGCACCGCAUCACAGGCAUGCCCGUGGUGGACGCGCACGGGCGCCUGGUGGGAGUGGUGUCGGACUAUGACCUGCUGGCCCUCGACUCCAUCUCCGGCGUGGGGUCAUCCGGGCCGUCCUCCUCGCUCUUCCCCGAGGCUGGCAGCACGUGGAAGGCGUUCAGGGAGAUUCAGAAGCUGCUGAUAAAGACGCGGGGGCGGGUGGUGGCGGAUGUCAUGACGCCCCACCCGCACACCGUGCACCCCUCCACCAACCUCGACCAGGCCGCCAGGAUGCUGUUGGAGAAUCAGCACCGCCGCCUGCCUGUGGUGGACGACAACGGCAAACUG
Molecule: messenger RNA, 2478 nt
Organism: Closterium sp. Yama58-4
Lineage: Eukaryota; Viridiplantae; Streptophyta; Zygnematophyceae; Desmidiales; Closteriaceae
Source: the annotation of a GenBank genome assembly